GAACUAUAGAGAAUAAUAGUUUGUAUAGGUGAUAAGACCACGUUGUCAUAACCCCUCUUUAAUAAACUCAACCUGCCUCAGUUAAAGCACGUGCUCUCCAGGACGUCAACAAGCACUAGCAUGCGAUUUUGGGUGGGACAAUUCGAGGUAUAUGAUAAUAAUGUAACGAAGUUCGGUACUUGCAAAUCGACUUAGACAGUAUGGCAGCGCCAGCGCAGGCACUGGUGAAUCGUACAGAGCAGAAAAGGGGUGGUAUAAACCGUAGUGGAAAUAGAGCUGUAACGAACGGGGCUUCACUUGAAGAACUUCGACAUUCUAAAGAAAUUGCAGGUAACUUAAUAAUGAACAACAGAAUCAAGUCACCAAAUGGAAAUGGAGAAAACCAAAACAGAGGAAUGACAAUGGAAAACUUUCAAGAUGGAGGUAAGCCUAGACAAGCUAGUGGCUCUAGUAAUAUUGAACAAACACUUUUUAACUCAAGCCUGGAAAGAUCACAGGUCAAUUUAGAGUUUCAGGGGUACAUUCAGAAUUCUAGUGAUUUCGUUUUAUCAAAUGAUGAGUAUAGGAAUGUUCAAGAUAAUGUAAAUCAUGUGGCUGUUGGUAGUUUUGUUGGAAGCUGUGUUGACCGUAACAGUAGUACUAGUAACUACGCACAACACAAGCAACAUGGCGGUGCAGGGAUUUCAGAAAGCAGUGGUGAUAUAAAUCCGCAGCCAAAUAAACUUUUCCAGCAAAUUAACCAACAGCAGUCUAGGAUAGGAUUUUCUCAUUCGUCUCGAUUAAUGAACAUGAGCCCUACUCAUUCGUCAGGACCGGUAUCAAGUGCCUCAGCAAUGGGUAGUUAUUCUAGCAAUGCCUCUCAACAACAACAUCGUUUCCGCUCGGCUUCAAGUCAAAGUAUAAUCCAACAAGGUGGUACAACCCCUACCUUAAAUCAGUUAUUACAGGCUCCUAACUUUAUGCAGCAUUAUCAAAAUAGAUAUGAAGAUUUUGACAGUAUUCAAACAGGUCCGAAAGGAGUUGGGGAAAUCGAAAACAUAUCUGAAACCCAGUACACUGGACCUGGCAACAGCAAUAAUUCCCAAGCCAGUCAUCUCGUUUGGAGCAGUACAAGAAGCAUGAGCCCCUAUCAGCAAAUGUCCAAUACACUGUAUAUCAAUAGAAAUCAGGGUGGGUCUAUAUCUGAGCCCAGUAUGAAACGGGCAUACCUUUCCCCUGGUCAGCAGAAUCCCCUUAGAUCACCAACUCAGUCUCAGUAUGGUCAGCAGUUUGCUCAGCGAUCAUUUUCAUCAACUCAAGGACAACCACAAAGUUUUUCAUCUCGCACUGUUAGUCAGGUUUACCCACAACAACAGACAGGGAGUCAGCUUUCAGCCCAGAAUUCACAGAUUGGCAGAUAUGAUCAAUGUACAUCUCAGAUGAGUAGCUAUGUGCAGCCAGGAAGUCAAAGUCCCCAGGAUACAGCAAAUGUUCCAUCAGACUCUGGUGGAGGGCAAACCACCCCAAUCCUGAGGGCACCGAGCACACCUCCAAAUUCCCUAGGACAACAAGGACAGCCUAUCCAUCAAGGGGUCUCGCCACACAGGCCGGCUCCUUCUCCUUCGGGGUCGUCAACAGGAUCGCGGUCAAUGUCUCCAGCAGUUGGCAAUCAGCAGAGCCUAUCCAUGCCUCCUAGACCAUCCUCUGGCCAGUCUGAUGGUGGUGGCACUUGUAACCAGAUGACCCUACAAACAAUGAACAGUCAAGGAAUUAGUCAACAGAUGGCAACACCUACCAUUUAUAUGAACAAGAUGCAUCCUAGCAUGAUGGGAAGUGGCAACACAUUAUCAGCUUAUCAUCAGCAAGGAGGUAAUUACCCUCGGUCUCCAAACUCGAUAGGCAUGGCUGGUUAUGGUGGUUCAGGUCAAAAUAGCUAUCCUCAGGGUGGUUCUGGACAUCCUAGUGCUUUGAAUAUGGGAAGAUUGGCAAAUCAUGCACAAGUACCCCAAAACUAUGGAGCACAACAUGGUGGUGGGUAUGUGAAUUCACAGUAUAACAGUGGUUAUGGUGUGAACAACAUGAUGCCUCCACCAAACCAGUAUCCUAAGGGUUCCCCAGUAAUGGGACCACAAGCAGCCGUGAUGGCUGCGGCAAGCUCGAUUAAUGCACGAUCCCCACCGGUGCACCAGCGUCAGCAUGUUCAGCAAAAGAAUUAUGGUAAUAUUGGAUACAAUAAUAUCCAAUCUCCCCAGCAACAGACUCAUCAAGGUAUCCCAUCAUCAAUGGCUCUCCCAGCAACAAAUGCCUCUAUGGAUAUCCAAGCUUCUAUUCACCAGAUGGCACUCCCACCAACAUCAGAAAAUUGUUCCCCAAGCUCAGUUUCUGGAUCUAACAUUCCACCCAACCAAGAAAUGUCUAGUGUGAGCCAUCAAGCUACCAGUAAUCUAGCUUCUCAACAUCACAGCAGAAACCGGUCCUCUCCUAUGUCCCCAACAAAUGCAUUAAUGAAUGGUACUGAUCGUUCCUCACCAGGUGGCAUUAGCGGGUUUCAUCAGACUUCACUUUCAUCUGGUGUAAACCAAAGUGUCAGUAGUCCUGUUACAUCAUCUACUGUUACUGUCUCUGGAACAGCAGUUAUUCCAACAGAACGGAUGCAGCAUCAGGUUCCUCCUUUCAUGACAUCACAGGAGUCAAGAAAGCUACAGUUUGUAGCUAACCCUUCACCAGCUCUAGAUGAAGGAAGUCAGGCAUCCAAUGCAUCUGGAUCAUCAUCUUUACCAGAAGAAGCAGGAGAAACUUUUAAACCAAACCACAAAAUAUCCAUGUCACAUCCUCCUACACCAAAUCCUCUUCCUUCACCUAAUGCAACAUCAAUGUCCUCCUUUCAUGAUGACCUUGAAGGUGCGUCAAGCCCUGGCUGGCCAAGAACACCCGCUAGCCCAACUGUGAACAGCCAUGGAUAUGAACAUCACACUAUAAAGAGGCCUGAUGGGUUACUGAAACUUUAUGAUCUGUCUGAUGACCCUGAACGUCACACGUUUCUUGACAAGUUGAUCAUGUUUGGCGAGGAGCGUGGAACUCCCCUGAACCAAUGUCCCACGAUUAGCAAGCAGCCUCUGGACCUUUAUCGACUCUAUCUGUGUGUUAAAGAGAAUGGAGGUUUUGUAGACGUGACCAAAUCGAAGCACUGGAAAGAUAUUGCAGGAUCUGUUGGGAUUGGAGCUUCGUCAAGUGCAGCUUAUACUCUACGUAAACAAUAUAUCAAGCACUUGUUGCCAUUUGAAUGCAAGUUUGAUAGGGGUGGUGUUGAUCCACAGCCAAUCAUUCAGCAAGUGUUGAUGGCUUCUAGGAAAAAAAACAAGAAUCCUCCACCUGCCUCAAAUGCCCAAGAACCAUUUCUUCAUCCUAUUUCCAAUAACCAGCCUAUGGAUGGCUACGUUCAGGGUAACUAUCCGGGACCCUACUCCCACCCUGGGCAAGGUUCAAACACUGAAUUUCAUGUUGUUGAAGGACAGCAUUGUGGGUAUCCACAGGGUCCACCUCCUUCUAACCAUAUUCAAGAAGGCAACAUGCUUGGUCCUCCUCCUGGUGGCAUGCCAGGUAUGCACUAUCAACGUCAGCCCAUGCCCAACUCUUACGGGUACAACCAGCCACCUGUAGGGCAGCCCUACGGCGGAGGCUCCGUCAAUUUCAGCAGUGGCCAGACAGCUGACCAGUUCCAAGAACAAUAUGGAAGCCAGUCUGCCAUGAUGCCUCCGUCGGAAGGGACGUACAGACACAGGAACAUGAUGCAGGAGAACCUCAGUCUUCCCAACUCUUUUCCACCUAAUCGUGCAGCUGCUUCUCAGUAUUCCUACCAAGUACCUUAUGACAGAGAAAGAUAUGAACAACACCAAAUGCCUGCUGGACCACGACCAGCUACACAACCCGAUGGUAUGAUGGGUCCCGGUCAGUCUGAUCCUAACCUCUACCCUUCCCAAAGAUAUCACAACCAGCAAAUGUUAUCUCAUAGUCGCGACAGUACAGGAGUCCAACCAGGUAGCAUCUACCAGGGUCGAGCACCUAUUGGGCCAGUUUCUGCCCAAACAGCAUUUCCACCUUCUGGACCUACACAAGUUUCAGGUCAAGGGCAGUACGUCCAAGGUCAACAACCACUGGAUAGUCAUUGUAACUACCAGAACUACCAACAAAACCAACAGAGCAUGUACAUACAAGGUGGUUCAUCACCCAACAAGAUGGGUCAUCAGCAAGAUAUGUAUGGAAAACAAACAAAUGAAUACAUGAGACCCCCAACAAACCAGUCAGACCAGUACCAAGUGGGAAGCUACGACCAAACACAGGGACACUAUGGAGACCGCAACCAGUACUACAGAAGACCACAAAGCAUGGUACCAUCCAACUUGGGAACAACCUCUCAAAGCUGGCCGAGAGAUGGUAAUUAUCAGCAGUAUCCUUCCUCCUCUCAAGCACAGUAUCUACCCACUCGUCGAGAGGGAUGGGAGGGACCUCAGGGAGUGAGUGGAUCCCAAACAGGUUCCACUCCUUGGAGGAUGUCUGCUUACUCCACAGCUGCUGGAUACUCAUCAAUGAACAUGCCAAACAAAGUACAGUAUGGACAAGAUAGGAUGUGUUUUCCAAGCAAAAAAAUACCACCAUACUCAGGAAUGAACCAGGCCAAUCAUUAUCCUUAUCCAACUCUGAAAAAGGAAAUGAUUUUUCCAUGUCACACCGUGGAAGGAGUGCUACCUGUCCUGACUAAAAGGCGACGCCUUACUGCUAAAGAUGUGAGUCCUGUGGAUCCGUGGAGGAUCAUGAUGUCUUUAAAGUCUGGACUUUUAGUUGAAAGUACCUGGGCAUUAGACGUCCUCUCGGUGUUGAUUUGUGAUGAUAACUCUAUGCUCUACUUUGGACUUAAUCAUCUUCAUGGUCUUUUGGAAGUGUUGUUGGAGCACUAUCGUCGCUGUUUGUCCCUAAUUUUUGGCCUGGGUAAUGAGCUGGAAGUGGGGUAUGAGGGUAGUGUGUGUACUAGCUCUGAAACUGAAACAAAAAACUGCACAUUUGAACACCUUAAGGUUGGUUCUGAAGAAAACGAUUGCUUGUAUAAAGAGAAUGAAGAUGACAACACAAAAGAUAAAUUGUCUGUAUUAAAAAGUGAAAAUUAUACAGAGAAAACAAGAUGUGGUAAAAUAGUGGGAAGCAAACAAGAUGAUGCUCUCUUUCUUAUAGACUCGGAUAAGAAGUGGGACUUCCAUGAAGGCUUUGAGAGUGGUGUUGAUCAUUGGAAGUGUGGCGGUGGGGACACUACUCAUCACAUUCAGACUCACUUAGAAAGUAUGGAAAGUUAUGUAAGUUUUGUGAAAAUAAUGGAAGACAAAAAUUCCACUGCUCUGAAAGAAGAAAACGAACAAAGUUUCAGUGGUAAACGUGUUUGUGUUCAGCAGAAUAUAGAUCAUGAAACUAUGAGUACUGAACAUUGUGAAAAGGAACCUGUGUUAAAAGAUAACUUCAAAUUAUGUGGGCUAAAGGGAGCACCUUUUACCAUCAAUAAAAACUCUGAACAGUGUUGUGACUUGGAUCAAAAUGAUGUCAACAGCAACUGUGAAUAUAAGGAAAAGGAAGUGAUAGUAAAAGAAGAGAAACAAGAUUUCAAAGCAAAAGCCAAAGAAGAUAUGGAGAAUAAGGAUGAUAAGAGCAACAUAACGGAAGAGCAGGGCUUAAAAAUACGUUGUUCCUCAUUACCUCGAAAACGGCAUCCUGAUGAUUGUGACUUAGAAAAAGAAACCUAUGAUCGAGAUGAACCAUCACUCUGUCUAGUGAGAGAUGGGCAGGAGAAUCUGUCUCGUCGGUGUUUAUGUCUUUCAACUUUCAUUAGAAACCUUUCAUUUGUGCCAGGAAAUGAUUCUGAAAUGUCCAAGCAUGCUGGAUUUCUUCUAAUUAUUGGGAAACUUUUACUGCUGCAUCAUAUCCACCUAACUCGCAAGCCAUCACAACAACAUUAUGACCGUGAAGAUGAGAUAGACAAUUUUUCUACGACAGAUUCUUGCAGUAGCUUAAAUGGUGAACGAGAGUGGUGGUGGGAUAUGCUUCAUUUACUUAGAGAAAACACACUUGUCACUCUAGCUAACAUAGCUGGUCAGUUGGAUCUUGCACCUUUUCCAGAAGAGAUCAGCCUUCCAAUUCUGAAUGGUUUGCUUCACUGGGCAAUUUGUCCAUCCUCUUAUGCCCAGGACCCUUUUCCAACACAACCAGUAUACUCCGUCCUGUCCCCUCAACGUCUGUCCCUUGAAGCCCUCUGUAAGCUUUCCAUUCAUGAUAAUAACGUGGAUCUACUCCUUGCUACUCCUCCUUGGAGUCGAAUUGAGAAACUGUUCUCAUUUUUAGCCCAGUCGCUCAAUCGUAACAAGGACCAGGUGUUGCGGGAAUUUUCUUUGGUAAUUCUUUCGAGCUUUGCUCAAGCUGAUGACAGUAUUGCAAAGGCUAUUGCUUUACAAAGCUGUUGCAUCUCCAACCUAUUGAUAUUUGUAGAACAAGCAGAACAGAGUGCUCUUCAGGUUGCCAACAUCCAGGGCGUUAAUGCCUUACGUGAAAAUCCAGAACUUAUGGGAACAACCUUAGAGAAGGUGCGUCGUGCAGCCUUCACAUUACGUUGCCUCUCUCAUGUGCCAGAAAACCAGCGUCUCUUUGUGCAACAUCAGCAGCGGCUCUUAAAUUUGGUGAUGUCCCAGAUACUAGACCAGGGGGUUGCAUCAAUUAUUGCUGAUGUAUUAUAUGAAUGUUCACAGAACUGUGAAACAAGUAGUGACACAAACUCUGUAGGUUCAACAGUUUUGUAGUGAAACUUUCUAGGAGCUUUGUUUUCAAAUUUCACCAUGAGACUUUUUUCAGCCACAUCUCUUCCUGACUGGUGCAAUGAUUCUGUGGUCUGGGGCCAAAAACCACCUUAAAACAGAAUACUGUGUAGCAGAAUUCUUAAGCUGGCCCCUUCCAGACAAUUAAACAUGGAAAUGCCAAGGUGUAGAGAUCGUAAAGGCUCAAACCUGCAUCCUGAAGCCAUUAUUUGGUUGUGGAGGUGCAUAAGCCACUUGUAUUUAUUGCUAGAUAUUUUUAUUUUGCACUGGUUCUUGUAUGUAUACAUUCGUUAAAAAAAAAAAAGAGUUGUAUUACUAUAUAUCGUAGGCAAUCUCAUGUGCAGAACAGUUAUUGAUAGACGUUUGUUCAGUGGCACAAUGAAUUAUCUAUUUCGAUAACAGCAUAAAGAUAAUGACUUGGUCUCUGAUGAUACCUUUUAGAAACGGAAGUAGUGAAGGUGAUACUUAUUAUGGCAGAAAGACAUCAUUGUUCACUGUAAUUUUAAAGUAGAUUUUACUCUGGUAUAAAAUAACCCACACAGUUUUUUUUUGCCUCAUAUUUAAAGCAUUGCUUGUAUCUUAUUCAGUGACUUCGAUUUACAAAGACCAGUUAAACAAUACUUGUGAAGAAAGUAAUUUCCAGAAGUCUGCAACAACAAUUAGUUAAUUUGAUGACUGGGAUUGUGGGCAGAAAUUAUUUAGGUAUAUUCGUGAAAAAACCUGCUCACAAUUGCUCUGUACAUGUGUAGCAUUUUUUGUGUACGUAUGUUUAUGUAUGUAAGGUUCAGAAGCAGGGAUCGGAUUUAAUGACUUGUUUGGAACAAAUGAUCGCCUCAUGUUCAUUCUCUCUCUCUCUCUCCACCCUAAAAAAUCACGUGGGAGUGAUUACAUUCUUUGCUUAGAAAUUUCAGAGUCAAGCAUGACCUUUUCCUCUUUAGUCCUUUGAUAUUGGUAUGAACGCGUACAAAAGCUUUAUACUAUGUAUAUGUUUGAUGAAAAAUCACAAAUAAAUGUACAGUAUACAUUCUCCA
Limulus polyphemus (Atlantic horseshoe crab) is the source of this 7858-nucleotide messenger RNA. Its product is annotated as AT-rich interactive domain-containing protein 1A-like. The transcript is spliced from 17 exons. The coding region runs from base 201 to 6812 and encodes 2203 amino acids. Lineage: Eukaryota; Metazoa; Arthropoda; Merostomata; Xiphosura; Limulidae. Gene Ontology annotation, cellular component: nucleoplasm; SWI/SNF complex; nBAF complex. Gene Ontology annotation, biological process: chromatin remodeling; positive regulation of DNA-templated transcription; regulation of transcription by RNA polymerase II. The record is from RefSeq and is a predicted model, not a curated record. Gene Ontology annotation, molecular function: DNA binding; nucleosome binding.